GUCCAGAGCCGGCGAGAGCCAGCGGAGUCGGCUCCCCCGACUGUUCCACGCGGCCGCGCUGCUCCGGACCCCCACGCGCGCGCUGUGUCCCGGUGUCCCCGUUUGAGCGAGCGCCCGGGCGAGACGCACAGGGAGGGACGCGCCGGCCCGGCUUCCCAGCCCGGGUAGAAUGUGCCACCAGCUGUUCCCGGAUCGCGGACGCUUGGCCCCGAAGUGAGAAACUUGGAGGAAGAAGAGACAAAGGCUGGCUUUGGGACGAAUGAGUUAGAGACUUGGGUUGGGGCAAACAAAAGGUGAGGAAGAGGACGAGGACGCGGCCCAUGGCGGCGGGGCGGCCCCGCGGGCUCGGGUGCCCGGGACUCGCGCCGUGACGCGCGGGGCUGCCCGGGGCCGCGCGGUGGUCGGCUCCGCGGGCCUGGCGAGGCCGGAACAAUGGACAGCUUCUUCCCCGAGGGAACGCGGGUCUGGCUGAGAGAAAAUGGCCAGCAUUUUCCAAGCACUGUAAACUCCUGUGCAGAGGGCGUUGUGGUCUUCCAGACAGACUAUGGUCAGGUCUUCACGUACAAGCAGAGCACCAUCACCCAGCAGAAGGUGACAGCGAUGCACCCCUCGCACGAGGAGGGUGUGGACGACAUGGCUGCCCUGGCUGAGCUGCACGCCGGCUCCAUCAUGCACAACCUGUUCCAGCGCUACAAGAGAAACCAGAUCUAUACCUACAUCGGCUCCAUCCUCGCCUCGGUGAACCCCUACCAGCCCAUCGCCGACCUGUACGAGGGCGCCACCAUGGAGUGCUACAGCAGGUGCCACCUGGGCGAGCUCCCGCCACACAUCUUCGCCAUCGCCAACGAGUGCUACCGCUGCCUGUGGAGGCGCCAGGACAACCAGUGCGUCCUCAUCAGCGGUGAAAGCGGGGCAGGCAAAACCGAAAGCACAAAACUGAUCCUGAAGUUCCUGUCAGCCGCCAGCCAGCAGGCUGUGGAGCUGCCAGUGAAGGAGAGGGUGUCCUGUGUGGAGCAGGCUAUCCUGGAAAGCAGCCCCAUCAUGGAGGCCUUCGGCAACGCGAAGACGGUGUACAACAACAACUCUAGUCGCUUCGGGAAGUUUGUUCAGCUGCACUUCUGUCAGAAAGGAAAUAUCCAGGGCGGGAGGAUUGUAGAUUAUUUAUUAGAAAAAAACCGGGUAGUAAGGCAAAAUCCAGGGGAGAGGAAUUAUCACAUAUUCUAUGCGCUGCUGGCUGGGCUGGGCCCGGGAGAGAGAGAAGAAUUUUAUUUAUCUGUGCCAGAAAACUACCAUUACUUGAAUCAAUCUGGAUGUACAGAAGAUAAGACAAUCAACGACCAGGAGUCCUUUAGAGAAGUUAUUACGGCCCUGGAGGUCAUGCAGUUCAGCACGGACGAGGUCCGGGAGGUUCUGCGGCUGCUGGCCGGCAUCCUGCAUCUGGGCAACGUGGAGUUCAUCACGGCAGGGGGCGCGCAGGUCUCCUUCGAGACAGCUCUGGGCCAGUCUGCAGAGUUACUUGGGCUGGACCCGGCGCAGCUCACGGACGCUUUGACCCAAAGAUCCAUGUUCCUCAGGGGAGAAGAGAUCCUCACGCCGCUCAGCGUCCAGCAGGCAGUGGACAGCAGAGACUCUUUGGCCAUGGCACUUUACUCACGCUGCUUCGAGUGGGUCAUCAAGAAGAUCAACAGCAGGAUCAAGGGCAGAGAUGACUUCAGAUCUGUUGGCAUCCUUGACAUCUUUGGAUUUGAAAACUUCGAGGUUAACCGCUUUGAGCAAUUCAAUAUCAACUAUGCAAAUGAGAAGCUUCAGGAAUACUUCAACAAGCAUAUAUUUUCUUUAGAACAACUGGAAUACAGCAGAGAAGGCCUGGUGUGGGAGGACAUUGACUGGAUAGACAAUGGGGAGUGCCUGGACUUGAUCGAGAAGAAACUUGGCCUCCUGGCCCUCAUCAAUGAAGAGAGCCACUUUCCGCAAGCCACAGACAGCACCUUGCUGGAGAAGUUGCACCACCAGCACUCGAAUAACCACUUUUAUGUGAAGCCCAGAGUUGCAGUCAACAAUUUUGGAGUGAAACACUAUGCCGGAGAGGUACAGUAUGAUGUCCGAGGCAUUUUGGAGAAGAACAGAGAUACCUUCCGAGAUGACCUUCUCAACUUGCUAAGAGAAAGCCGGUUCGACUUCAUCUAUGACCUCUUCGAGCAUGUCUGCAGCCGCAGCAGCCAGGACACCCUCAAGUGUGGCAGCAAGCACCGGCGACCCACAGUCAGCUCUCAGUUCAAGGACUCGCUGCAUUGUCUCAUGGCGACGCUGAGCUCCUCCAACCCUUUCUUCAUCCGGUGCAUCAAGCCGAACACGCAGAAGAUGCCAGACCACUUUGACCAGGCUGUUGUCCUGAACCAGCUGCGCUACUCGGGGAUGCUGGAGACUGUGCGCAUCCGCAAGGCUGGCUACGCUGUCCGAAGGCCCUUCCAGGACUUUUAUAAACGGUAUAAAGUGCUGGCGAGGAACCUGGCCCUGCCUGAGGACAUACGUGGCAGGUGUGUGGCCCUGCUGCAGCUCUAUGAUGCCUCCAGCAAUGAGUGGCAGCUCGGGAAGACCAAGGUCUUCCUCCGGGAAUCCUUGGAGCAGAAGCUGGAGAAGCAGCGGGAGGAAGAAGUUACGCGGGCAGCCAUGGUGAUCCAGGCCCACAUCCUGGGCUACUUGGCACGAAAGCACUACAGACAGGUCCUGCACGGCGUGGUGACGAUCCAGAAGAACGUCCGGGCCUUCCUGCUGCGGCGCAGGUUCCUGCACCUGAAGAAAGCAGCCCUGGUGCUGCAGAAACAGCUCCGCGGCCAGCAAGCGCGCAGGGCCUUUGGGCGGCUGUUGGCAGAGAAGCGCGAGGAGGAAGCGAGGAAGAGGCGGGAGGAGGCGGAGGAGAGAGAAAGAGAGAGAGAGCGGAAAGCAGCAGAGCUCCGGGCCCAGCAGGAGGAAGAGGCCAGGCAGCAGAGCUUGAGGGACGCAGCCUGGAACCGUCAGCUGCAGAAGCAGCGGGAGAACAAGCAGGUGGAGGAGAUCCUGCGCCUGGAGCGUGAGAUCGAGGACCUGCAGCGCAUGAAGGAGCAGCAGGAACUGAGUCUGACCGAGGCAUCGCUGCAGCGGCUGCGGCAGCGGCGGGACGAGGAGCUGCGGCGGCUGGAGGACGAGGCCAGCCGGGCGGCGCAUGAGUUCCUGGCCGCGCUCAACUUCCACGAGAUCGACGCAUGCGUGCGUGGCCUUGAGCGCUCCCUGGCAAUGGCGCCCAGUGGGGACGGCACGGUGACCCCGGGCUUCAACUUCAGCCAGCCCUACCCCGAGGAGGAUGAGGAGGACGAGGGUUUCGCAGCAGAUGAUGAUGCCUUCAAGGACUCGCCCAACCCCAGCGAGCACGGCCACUCAGACCAGCGUACAAGUGGCAUCCGUACCAGCGAUGACUCCUCCGAGGAGGACCCCUACGUACACGAAGCCGCGGGGGCCCCCAGGGAACCCGGGCCACCGCCCAACCCGCAGGAGGCCACCUACUGCGAGCCCAGUGAGGCCCCACAUGGAGACCCAGAGGAUGACUACGACGACGGCGCCAUCACCUCCGGCAGCAGCAUCACCUUCUCCAACUCCUACGGCAGCCAGUGGUCCCCCGACUACCGCUGCUCCGUGGGCACCUGCAACAGCUCAGCCGCCUAUGGCCUCAGCUCUGAGGGCGCGCAGUCCUCGUUUGAAGACAGUGAAGAGGACUUUGACUCCAGAUUUGACACAGAUGACGAGCUGUCCUACCGGCGCGACUCUGUGUACAGCUGUGUCACGCUACCCUACUUCCACAGUUUCCUGUACAUGAAAGGGGGCCUCAUGAACUCCUGGAAGCGCCGCUGGUGCGUGCUCAAGGACGAGACCUUCCUGUGGUUCCGCUCCAAGCAGGAGGCCCUCAAGCAGGGCUGGCUGCACAAGAAAGGUGGCGGCUCGUCCACACUGUCUCGGAGGAACUGGAAGAGGCGCUGGUUCGUGCUGCGCCAGGCCAAGCUGAUGUACUUCGAGAACGACAGCGAGGAGAAGCUCAAGGGCACCAUUGAAGUCCGGACUGCCAAAGAGAUCGUAGAUAACACCAGCAAGGAGAACGGGAUCGACAUCAUCAUGGGCGACCGGACUUUCCACCUGAUCGCUGAGUCUCCGGAAGAUGCCAGCCAGUGGUUCAGCGUGCUGAGCCAGGUGCACGCGUCCACCGACCAGGAGAUCCGGGAGAUGCACGACGAGCAGGCCAACCCGCAGAACGCCGUGGGCACGCUGGACGUGGGGCUGAUCGAUUCCGUGUGUGCCUCCGACAACCCCGACAGGCGCAACGCAUUCGUGAUCAUCACGGCCAACCGCGUCCUGCACUGCAAUGCCGACGCGCCCGAGGAGAUGCACCACUGGAUCACGCUGCUGCAGCGCUGCAAGGGCGAGGCGCGCGUGGAGGGCCAGGAGUUCAUCGUGCGAGGGUGGCUGCACAAAGAGGUAAAGAACAGCCCGAAGAUGUCCUCGCUGAAACUGAAGAAGCGCUGGUUCGUCCUGACCCACAACUCUCUGGACUACUACAAGAGCUCGGAGAAGCACUCGCUGAAGCUGGGCACGCUGGUUCUCAACAGCCUCUGCUCCGUCGUGCCUCCGGACGAGAAGGUCUUCAAGGAGACAGGGUAUUGGAACAUCACUGUGUACGGGCGCAAGCACUGUUACCGGCUAUACACCAAGCUGCUCAACGAGGCCACCAGGUGGGCCAGCGCCAUUCAGAAUGUGACUGAUACCAAGGCCCCAAUAGACACCCCAACCCAGCAGCUGAUCCAGGACAUCAAGGAGAACUGCCUGAAUGCCGACGUGGUGGAGCAGAUCUACAAGCGGAACCCCAUCCUGCGCUACACCCACCACCCGCUGCACUCGCCACUGCUGCCGCUUCCCUACGGAGACAUCAACCUCAACCUGCUCAAGGAAAAGGGCUACACCACCCUGCAGGACGAGGCCGUCCGGCUCUUCCACUCGCUGCAGCAGCUGGAGUCCAUGGCCGACCCCGUGCCUAUCAUCCAGGGCAUUCUGCAGACGGGCCACGACCUCCGGCCCCUGCGGGACGAGCUGUACUGCCAGCUCAUCAAGCAGACUACCGGCGUGCCACAGCCGGGCAGCGCGGGCCACCUGUGCAGCUGGCAGAUCCUCGCCUGCCUGGGCUGCACCUUCCUGCCCAGCCGCGGGAUCCUCAAGUACCUCAAGUUCCACCUGAAGAGGAUCCGCGAACAGUUUCCAGGAACCGAGAUGGAAAAAUACGCCCUCUUCAUCUACGAGUCUCUGAAGAAGACCAAGUGCAGGGAGUUCGUGCCCUCCCGCGAUGAGAUCGAGGCGCUGAUCCACAGGCAGGAGAUGACGUCCACGGUGUACUGCCACGGCGGGGGCUCCUGCAAGAUCACCAUCAACUCGCACACCACAGCCGGCGAGGUGGUGGAGAAGCUGGUCCGAGGCCUGGCCAUGGAGGACAGCAGGAACAUGUUUGCGCUGUUCGAGCACAAUGGGCACGUGCACAAGGCCGUCGAGAGCCGCACCAUUGUGGCGGACGUGCUGGCCAAGUUUGAAAAGCUGGCUGCCACACCUGACGCAGGGGACUUGCCCUGGAAAUUCUACUUCAAACUCUACUGCUUCCUGGACACAGACAACGUGCCGAAGGACAGCGUGGAGUUUGCGUUCAUGUUUGAGCAGGCCCACGAAGCGGUGAUCCACGGCCACCACCCGGCUCCAGAGGAGACGCUGCAGGUGCUGGCGGCGCUGCGGCUGCAGUACCUGCAGGGCGACCUCACCUCGCAGGCGACCGCGCCGCUGGAGCCCCUAGAGCAGCUGGAGCAGGUGUACUCGCUGCGCAGGCUGUACGCACGCGUGCGCCAGGCCGCCCAAGGCGCGGCAGGGGAGCGGCUGCAGCGCCGGCGCACCAGCUUCCUGGACAGCACCCUGCGGCGCAGCCUGCGGCCCGGGUCCGCGCGGUCCAGGGAGGAUGGGCAGGCGCUGGACCUGUGGCUGCAGGAAGAGCUGGGCAGCGUGCGGGCUGGCGUGCUAGACAAGUGGCGGAAGCUGCAGGGCCUGAGCCAGGAGCAGGCCAUGGCCAGGUACAUGGCCCUCAUCAAGGGGUGGCCCGGCUACGGCUCCACCCUCUUCGACGUGGAGUGCAAGGAGGGCGGCUUCCCGCAGGAGCUGUGGCUGGGCGUGAGUGCCGACGCCGUGUCAGUGUACAAGCGCGGGGAGGGCCGGCCUCUGGAAGUCUUCCAGUACGAGCACAUCCUCUCGUUCGGGGCGCCCCAGGCCAACACCUACAAGAUCGUGGUGGACGAGCGGGAGCUGCUCUUUGAGACCACCGAGGUGGUGGACGUGGCCAAGCUCAUGAAGGCCUACAUCAGCAUGAUCGUGAAGAAGCGCUACAGCACCACGCGUUCCCUGAGCAGCCAGGGCAGCUCCAGGUGAAGGUGGCUAGUGGCGCACAAGGCUCUGACGUCGGCUCGCACCGUGCUGCCGCCUGGACUGCUCCGGUCCUGGCCCGGCCGAGGCAGGCAGAGUUGCCUGGCUCCCUGGAAGCCCUGGGAGGAAGGAGUCUCGGGUCCUUCCACCCCACCAGCUGCAGUGACCAUAUACUGGGCUGUCAGCAGUCUGCACAAUUCCCAAAGCUUUACUAAGAUGACACAUGCCUUAAAAAAGAGGGGAGAAAAGCCACGCUGCCACCAAAGCAGCCAGAAGUGCCUUAACGUUGCAGACCCAAGCCUCCUUGACCUCGACCUCAACUGUCCUGCUGCAGGGAGCUUGUCCCCGGUGUGCGCGGGGAAGGGCUGUCUGUCCGUCAGUUGUGCACUCAUCUCCCCGCCUGAUUCCCCCCACAGGGAAGGUGACGCGGGAGGGGCAGUGUGGCCGGAGCGCUGCUGGCAGCCUCCCUGGGGCGCACGUCCACUCCGGGCCUUGCCUCAUUUCCGGCGUCUGUGCUGGCACGUGGCGUGUGUUCAGGAACUCACACUUUGAUUGCAAGCGUUACACACAAAGGGAAGAGGAUGUGCAAUGGUGGUUGGACAGUCUGUGUUGUCCUAGUUCCAGUUAGCGUCUUCCCGUCAGGCCUUGAGGUGGUUUGGUUGCCCAGCUGGAGCGCUGGGCUUCCCCUUUGCUUUUGACUGGACUUUGUUCCCCCAUGACGAGGUCUGCUGCAUCAGGUCAGACCGCAGGCUGCGGAGUGACUGUAUUUACAGCGCACUCCCUGCGGCCGCGGAGCUGUUUUUAGACAGUAUGAAGUCACUGCCCAGCCUCUCAUCUCUAAAUCGGUUAAGCUAAAAGAAUCCUCUCAUUGAAGGUUAGUGUGUGUCCCUCUGCACGGAGGACAGCAGUCGCCGGCUGACCCAGGGGAGUCUCCCUGCCUGAACGAUGUGACGGGAACACAUCUGAGGCACCUGCAUACGGAUGUUGAGGCUUCAAUAAGACACAAGCAUGUUUUAUCCUGAGUUUACAGUGGGGUCUGGACAAGGCACCUGUAAAUAAAUCAGCACCGAUGGCCAGAGGCAACAUAAUCUGGACUUGGACUUUUAUUUUUAUAUGGAGAAAUUAUAAGGACUUGGGCCAUCUAGGUCCAGCACCGUGGCAAACGCAAUUUCCCUGACGCCGGCCCUUCACCCUCCUGGCAGCCGCAAGAAAGCAGGUGCUGCCUGUUUCAGAGGCUGACAAUAAAGACGUGAGCAACGCACCACUGUGUGGUUUAUCG
Octodon degus (degu) is the source of this 7753-nucleotide messenger RNA. RefSeq names its product myosin X (gene Myo10). The transcript is spliced from 41 exons. Bases 433 to 6480 code for a protein of 2015 amino acids. Gene Ontology annotation, molecular function: protein binding; cytoskeletal motor activity; ATP binding. Gene Ontology annotation, cellular component: myosin complex; cytoskeleton. The record is from RefSeq and is a predicted model, not a curated record. Gene Ontology annotation, biological process: signal transduction. Lineage: Eukaryota; Metazoa; Chordata; Mammalia; Rodentia; Octodontidae.